AUGGAAUCAGGUGAUGAUAAUAUGGAUCUGACUGAAGGAGUGUAUCAGCAUAUAGAUUCGACAAAAGAAAUCUGGAAAGCACUCCAAGAUAUGAAGUUAGGGGCCGGCAGCGAUCGAUGGUCGAUUCACGAAGACGCUCGUCGGGUCUUCCCCAAGGAUCAUCGGACCUGUCUGGUGGUUAUGGGGCUUAAUCCAUAUCAUCAGAAUCCAGCGGGGCUUAAGGCUGCUCUACCUAAAGCUUGGCAGCUUACGGGAAGAGUCGAAAGUCAAAUCAAUGAUGAUGGAACAGUGAAUUUCUAUUUUGAGAGUGAACAUCAUAUAUUAAUGGUCUUGGAGAAGGCUCCUUACACUUACCGUGGUUGGCUAGUGGCUUUGUAUAGAUGGAGUAAUCGAAGCUACCCUGACUUUCUGCGCAAUAUACCUUUCAAGGUUAAGAUUCUUAAUCUCCCCAACAUGUACCGAAGGCCAGAGAUAGUCAGGAGCAUAGGAUCCAAGCUAGGUCAAGUCAGAGAAGUUUCAAUCAUAGAACCAACAGUGAAUAGAGCUGCAGAAGUUUCAGUGAAGAUUGACUUCGACAUCGAUGACCCGGAUAUAUUCACAAAGGAAGUUGAAAUCUUCACUAAUAUACCGCCUGUUGAGUUGGGCUUCAGGUACACUGGACUUCAGAAAUUCUGUAUCAUUUGUGGAAGCCUCAGGCAUGAGUUUGAAGUAUGUAAAGAUGCGGCUCUACUCACUCGAAGACAGAUGGAGUUGUUAGAUACUGGUACAAAUCCUUAUCUAUCUGCAGAGGAAAGAAGCUCAGCAAUACGCCAGUACUUAUCCAUUAGACAAGAAGGCGAAACAUCCAGAACUGCAACAGGAGCUCAAACUACUGAAGAAGAAGCUACAGUUGGUAUUAUAACACCAGUAGGAACAGGAGCGAGACCAAAUGCACCCAUGGACUCCACUACUCUAGCCGGAUCCAGUGUUGCACCAGAAGAGCAAGGAACCAAAAGGAAAGCACCUGAAGCAGCUAAUGAGGAAAAUGAAAGAGCUCCAAAAAGACUUGUGUUGAAUCAAUCCGAACUUGAAGAAACUCAAGGUUUGGUGGUUCUCCACAAACCACCACCUCAGCCAUGA
Raphanus sativus (radish) is the source of this 1119-nucleotide messenger RNA. RefSeq lists its product as uncharacterized. Lineage: Eukaryota; Viridiplantae; Streptophyta; Magnoliopsida; Brassicales; Brassicaceae. The transcript has a single exon. The coding region runs from base 1 to 1119 and encodes 372 amino acids. The record is from RefSeq and is a predicted model, not a curated record.